This is a messenger RNA of Sphaerodactylus townsendi, 3661 nucleotides long. RefSeq lists its product as uncharacterized. Bases 97 to 2286 code for a protein of 729 amino acids. Lineage: Eukaryota; Metazoa; Chordata; Lepidosauria; Squamata; Sphaerodactylidae. Gene Ontology annotation, biological process: cell-matrix adhesion. Gene Ontology annotation, cellular component: cell surface. The record is from RefSeq and is a predicted model, not a curated record. The transcript has 11 exons.
AGGGACCUUUCAGAUGACACACCUCAGUGAGACCCAGCUCCAGCACAGGGUGGGAUCCUGAGCUCUGACUUGUACAGGUAACACUCCUGGGUCUUCAUGGCGUCACAAUACUCUGUUUCACUCCUCCUGGCAUCCUUUGGCCUUUGCUUGGGACUGUUCCUGGAUGUCAUGGAAACGAUCCCUGAUGGGGGGAUGAUCUUCUUUGGGAAGUUGGCCGAGGGGUCUAAAGCGGCUUCCCCUGCCAGGAGUAAACGAGCCACAGAAACCUGCCGGUCUGGCCCGAUUACCGCCAGCAUCCUGGAAGACCCACUCUUCAUCAUCCAGUACGAUGUUGAGCAGUUUGACGCCUGUCUGAACAACGAGGUUUUGAAAGCCAACCUGGCCCCUCUGCUUGACCAGCCUCUGCCGAACGACUACCUGGCUGUGAUCAAAGGGAAGCUAGAUGAGGUCUACCCAGAUGGGAUCCCGGAUGAUCAGCUUAAGGUGCUGAGCUAUUUCUCGCGCUUGUACAGCCCAGAGGAGAUCCGCAAGUGGAAAGUGACCUCUAAUGACACCCUCAUGGCAUUACUGAACCCGGACGGUGGGGCUUGGAAGCCGGAUCAGCUCAAGCAGCUGAUUUCGACUUACCUGGAGCUGGGGGGCAACCUCACGGGUUCCUUGCUGAGCGCGCUGGAGGGCAGGAACCUCUGCCUGCUGGAGGCCGACCAGCUCAGGCAAAUCAGCCCAGAAUCGAUUGGGCAUGCGGAGAAAUUGGACGUUUCCUCUUGCUCCCAAGGCCAAAAAGACAUCCUGUACGAAAAAGCCCGAGCUGCUUUUGCCAAUCAAGAAGGGACUUCGGCCUAUUAUCCCUUAAUUCAGCCCUAUCUAGGCGGAGCGCCUGUGGAAGAUCUGAGGAAGCUGGCCAGAUCCCAAGUGGCAAUGGACAUCAAUACCUUCACUAACUUGAAGCCAGAGGAAUUAAAGGAACUGAGCGUGCAGGAUGCGAAAGAUUUGCUCGGUGUCCACCUGCCAGAGUUGAAAGAUGCUGAGAGCCACCCGUCGGUUGCCAUGUGGAUCAAAAGUCACUUUCAGUCUGAGUUGGAUGCACUUGGGAUUGGUCUCCAAGGAGGGAUGGCGGCCCCUUCACCAACCAGCGGCACAACAGCCAUUCCAUUUGCUGACGAAACAUCUGUCUCUGUUGAGACAACCAACGCAACUAUCAUCGGCCUACAUCCUGAAACUGCUGUCCCCAUCGGAUCGACAGAGAUCUCUGAUGUCGCAACUACUUCAGAGGGUACCGCCAGCAGGUUUCCGGUUCCCACAACUCUCACGGACACCUCUAGGGCCACAACAGUUUCCCAUGACAUCACAGCCAAUGUCACAGUUGUUGCAGUGACCAGAGGCAUCAACACAACUUCCAUUCUCAACACAACAGUCUCUAGCAAUGUCAUAGUGGAUGGGACGGUUCCUCCCACCAUGGCUACACAUAGCAACGUAUCUACCUCUCGCAAUGGCAUAGUGGCUUCGACCAGCGUUGCAACCAAUGGGACAAUUCUUCCAAUUGUGGACACAGACAUCAGUGUGACUACCUCAGUUGCCACUGCAGGGGCCUUGACCAAUGUCACAAACAAUGGGUCAGUUCUCCCAACCGUUGUCACUCACAUCAACGCAACCAGCUCUGUCCUCACAACAGAAGCCUCCACCGGUGCCACAACUGGUGGGACGACGCUUCCUUCUACAGCCACGUCCGUCAACGUAACUUCUUCCAUCAACACCACAAUGGCCUCCAACAACAUCACAAACAAUGGGAUAAUCCUUCAUACUCUUGAAAUGCACAUCAACGAGACGAGCACCCCCAAAGCAACCAUUUCCCAUGGACCUACUCCUGAUGUCAACCGCUCAUCCUCCACACCGGAAGCGAGCCUGACCACUUCUUCUGAACAGCCGCUGCCACCGCCGGGCCCUCUGCCAAAUUCCACCACGUCGGCAUUUCCCUACAGAGCCUCAACAACUAGCGGGAAAACAUCAGCUGCUUCCAGUAGGACUACUGUCCCUAUCUUUGGAACUCCCCAUGGAACAGCCAGCUCCCCCAACCCGGUCCGGCCUCACACAACAAUCGCUGCAACACCCAAGAAGGGGACCACCAGCAGAGCACCACCGGAAACAGAACAGCCGUCCUAUCCGACACCGAACGGCUACAUCAACGUGAAGCCUUUAAGUGCCUCACCUUCCUGCUCAUCUCUCAGCUGUCUUCUUCUGACCCCAUCCCUCGCUGUUGGACUCUUGGUUCUCAGGGGGCAUUUCUGAGACCAUCGUUGCUGGCGGUCCGGGGCUAGAUUGCCCCAAAUUCCCCCUUUCCCCACCAGUUAUUUGUGACAGCAAACACAAGAACUUCAGAACUCUACAAGGGAAACCAGGUCAGCUCCGGUCUUAUUGAGACUACUGGCUGCAACCAUUUUCACACACGAAACAGCCAACAUUUUGAAGUGAUUGCCCGCCAAAUGUGAAGUUGUGUUUCUUCCCUUCUCCCCUCUGACAUCUCCUUGGCAAGUGAGCCAGAAGAUACUUCAACAAAAAACCCUGGAUCCUGCAUGGGUCAUUGGAACGGCAGCAACAACAAUUCAGCAAUGAGAAGAAAAGGACUGGAUGGACAAAUAUUGCCGGACAGCCAAGCUGUUGGGUUUUGCUGAAUAAAAGAAGAACUCAUCCUAGGGUUGUUCAACAGGGAAAUAUGACGGGAGGGUGGAUAGAUGUGGCAAUCUGAGAAGCAUCACGUCUGAGCGAGCGGAGGUUCCCGCAUGCAGAUCAGGAGUAACCGGAGAGGGAGAGAACGGCAUUUCCCCCCAGGGGCCAAAUCAGUAAAGGGAAAAACAGGGCUCCCCUUAGGCAGAAGUUCUGCCUUGUUUACCUAACCCAGUGGUUCUCAACCUUCCUAAUGCCGCAAUCCUUUAAUACAGUUCCUCAUGUUGUGGUGACCCCCAACCCUAACAUUUAUCCAUUUUACAGAUGGAGAACACUGAUGCAGAGAGGCGACCCCUGUGAAAGGGUCGUUCGACCCCCAGGUUGAGAACCACUGACCUAACCUGUAAAUAGCAACAGCUCUGAUUUGGCCAGGUGUGAGAUUGGAGAGUCUUUUCAAGGACUACUGCUUUGGUUUCCUAGCAAAAAGCACAGGAAGUCUUCGUGGGUGGGAGGGGAAGACCACCGGCAAAAUGGGUUUUGGCAGCAAGGUUCCAGCCCCCCAAGUGUGGGAGGGGGGCAGUGGGGUGUCUCUCAAAACUGCCUUUGAGAUGUACCUUCAGUCCAAAGUCUCAAAGGGCUUCUGGCUCCACGGGCUUGGGAGGUAGGGGUCAUUCCAAGGGCAUCAGGAGCUGUCCGUGGUCCUAAUUUCCUGGAGCUGGGUGUGUGUGUGUGUGUGUGUUCAUGUAGAGCAGGGGUCUGCAACCUGCGGCUCUCCAGAUGCUCAUGGACUACAAUUCCCACCAGCCCCAAUUGGCCAUGCUGGCAGGGGCUGAUGGGGAUUGUAGUCCAUGAACACCUGGAGAGCCGCAGGUUGCAGACCCCUGAUGUAGAGAAUAUGGACAUGUGCAAACACACCCAGUAAUCCACAAUCUUAACUCGCAGGCAGCAGUUUUUAUGUGGAAAUGACCUUCUCUUUGGUUGCAAUAAAAUGUUACAAAUA